UCACUCAGUUAUUAAAGAGUCUCUUCAGAAUUUUCUUUUUGCAUAGAAUAAUUUUGUAUUUGUUUUUGCUUUUCCGGUUAUCUCAACAUGGAUGGUGGAUCAUCACACAGGGUGUAAGUAAUUUUUAUUUUAAAAAUAAGUAACAUAAAAAUUAAAUAGAAAUAGUACAUUGUUUGUCUGACUGGUUUACAGGCUUUGCAAGUUAUAGAAGUAUAUUAUUACGUUAGAUACUUAUUUUAUAAUAUAAGUUAGUAAUUUCAUUAUGUAUAGGUCAAAAAUAAUAGUCAUUGUACUGACAUAGACAUCUUAGAUACGAGAUUAAUAGUAAGCCUGACUUCGACACGUAUAUCAACGUCGCUGUCAACCUAUAUGCAUAAUUACACAGUGACAAGAUGAUAAUUAGUGGCGUGGAAGACGCAUCGUUCCGCGGAUCCUAAUUGAUGUACAUGCAAACGCAAUCAAUAUGACGUGGUAGCGGAUGUUGGUCGGCACACGGGGACGUGAGCCAUGUCCUCGCCUUUCGUGGAUAUAGCCACUUGGGCAAAACAAUAUUACACAUACACAUAUUGUCACUAGAGUAAUUUGGGUCUACUAAAUAAUCAAGUAGUAUGUUCUUCUUGUCUUGUUGGUAUAAUAGUGUACUGAACAUGUUCAUUUUUAAUUUAUACUAUUUUGUGUGUAGAAAAGGAUAUGUUUAUAUAGUUACAUCAGCCCAGGUGAGGAUUUUGAUUUCUCUAGUAGGUAUUUUAUAUACCUGUAUCAGUUGACAUAAUUUGUGGAGUAAAUAAAUAUUUAACACAAGUGUACCACUGAGUAAACAAAAGCAAGUUAACACUUUGGAAGGUAGAUUUUUGUGUUCUGGUCACAAAACAUAACAUUGCUUUUUAAGCGCCUAGAAUAAUGGUCUACAAUAAUUUACACUUCUAAAUGUACCUACGAAAGUUGAAUAACUUUAUUGGUACUAGAACUGGUUUCCUGUCGUUUAGUAAUGAAGCCCUCGGGUGUUUCGGUCCAGCAAUUUUUUAUCACUCAUAAGUGAAAUUAUCAUUGUUGUGCCCGAUAUAGGUAUCGGUCUCACUACCGCAGUGUAAGCAAUAUCGUCAUUGUUUUGAAAAAAUAUUAAAUCUAUGUAGAGCUUUCUAAUUUGCCGAAAAAAAAAUACCGUUUUAUGUUUCGCUGGCGAUAUCAAGUGUGCUGAUUUAAAGAUAGUGAAAUGUUCAGGACCAAACCUAGCUUUUCAAGUCAUUUUGUUUUAAAUGAUACGUCUCUCAUUUGACGUAGACGAGAGAUUUAUAUCGGGCAAAUUGUAAAGCUUUGCUUUUGUGCUCGAACCACGUAAUCCUGUUUUAAAUUUAUUAGGUUAGCCGACAAUAAAUUUGUAAAUUCUGUAGUCCGCUGACCCGGAAACGUCGCCUUAAUGAGAUUUUUAUUUUAAGGAUAUUCAAAAGAUCCCUAUAAUUUCAUGUACCAUUACGUAGAAUUAAUUAAAUUUGUUCUUUUUUCAUGUCACUCUCGGAUACUUGUCGACGGCCAUGAUCUGAACUCGUGCUUCUGAAGUAUACCGCAAUGCACUGGGCUUGUAAACGUGGUGAUGAAAAUUUAGUGAAAUUACUGGGUGGUGUGACCCGGCAAAUAGUCAACGAACGAUCGGUGAGUAAUAAUUACUUAACUAUAUAUGGAUAGUCAUGUAAAAAAUGCACAGACAUUUGUAAUAGAAGUAAGAUUUUAAAAAUAAUGUUAUAAUCUAACAAUCCGCUUAAAUUGGCUGUCAGUAUUUUCCUCGUUUUGGAUAAUAAGUAAAUAGGUUCAUCUUCUAACCUCAUUUCCCGAUUUUUACAACGAUUAAUCGAUGAAGACGGAAGAAAUAGCCUGUUGUAUUUGAAUGUAGCUAAUAAGGUGUGGUUCUUUAAAAAAGGUUUUCAAUCUUGCAAACAUAUUAUAUAACAGCUCAAUUGUCUGAUCUCUUUAUAUUUGGGUGGAUCUGUAAAAUAUUUUUUAUUUAUUUACCCUAAUGAUGUUUAGGAAAAAAAAAUCAUACCUGGUUUUUCAUAUUUUUGGUUAUCAAAUGCUUACAGCUGAAGCGGCGUUACGACUAAAUACAUAUUAUAUCAUUCAGGAAGCUAGUUGAAUGCUAUUGUGUAUUAGGCUAAGCUGAUGAUUACAGUGGGAGGAGUAUUCGAUUUAUUAAAUCUACGAAUAAAUAAAAAUGAGAAAUAUCUUGAACCAAACAUACAGCACUAGUCAGCUACAAAUAUUCGAUUCCAAUCAAGUUUGAAAUGACCGACUUAAUUAUGUGUUUACUUACAUCCGCGGUAAGAGUAAUUGCUAAUUUUACUGCUACCUAGAAGCUUUAAUGUCCAAUCAAAUUUACUCACUGCUACUUAUUUAGCCUUCUUUACUGUAUCGUUAAAAUGUCAUUACAAUCUUUUUCAUGUGCUGUUCGGCAUCGUCGGCAACGGAAGUAGAAUGGGGGAUACACACCUCUACACAUCGCGAUGCAGUUUCGCCACGAGAACGUGUACCGUCUAUUAGUAGAAGUAUAUGAUGCAGACCCAAACGUUCGUGACUGGUCGGGCAGGAAACCGAGACAGUACCUUGUCCACAUGGACACGUCGCUGUCCCCGGGAUCAUACAGAAAGGCCGAUACAUAUGACUUACGCCGGACUGUUACCUCUACUCCGGUCAUAAGAGUUACUCCGAACGCUAUUAAUGCACAAUCAAAAAAAGAAGGAUUUCUCCGCAUCGGUUCUCUCAACGUGAGAGUGAAGAAAACUACAGAAGCAUUUAGUAACUUCUUAGGCGUGGGGGCAACUAGAUCCUCAGCCUAUGUACCUAAGUCAGCUCGAGAAGAACGACGUUCGGACGAUAGUGACCAACUUAAGAGUUGGGGUUCUGCUGACAAUAUACAGGACGACAAGCUGAUGCCGCCUCCGAACAACAACAAAGUCCGGCGACGUGGUGCUAGCGGUCGACGUGGGAUAGGAGCAGCGCAUAGUCGUAGUACCCCUUCCACACCAGACCAACCUCGAGCCCAAAUGGGAGUUAGUGAAGAAGGAGACUCUGAUUCCGAUUCUGCUGCUGGUUUUCACGCAGCAUGGCGACAGCAACGAGCGUCGAACUGUACGUAACGUACAUUAUAAUAUAUGGGCUUACAAAACAGUGCUCGAGUUACCUGCCCGUUUUCUGAUUUUAAUCCUACAACCAGCAUCACAAAUACAAAUGUAAAUUAUCAUUUAAGACAAAAACUAUUUUAACAGUUUAAUGUAUUAUUUAGAGAUUGUUUAGCAUUAGGUACUUAUGUAUAUUUAUAAAUGUUGAGCAUAGGAAGUUGUGUAAACACUUUGGUCGAUAUUUGUGGUUGCUUUCAGAACAUAUAUCUUUUUCAAUAUUAGUCAUUUGGUAAGUUGUAGGUAGAUGGUUGUCUCCGGGAGUUUUAUAAAAUUGGAAAUAUUAUAGAUAUCGAAGUCCUUUUUUCGAAUUUUCAAAAUUGCCACUCGCACCGCCAUGAGCCAUCUUGGAAAAAACAGUUAUUACAAUUAAUGUAUACACAGUUUUUUUUACUGCAAAGUACAUUUCGAUGAGAAUUUUGGAAAAAAAAAUUGCAAAUAGCUUUUUUAUCGUGUACACCUUUAUGGAUCUUAUACUCAUGUAAUUGUGGUACACACUUUCGAAAUUUAGCUAUUUGCUAUUUCUGAUGAAUCUCACAUUUUGAGUUCGUCUGGGCACCAAUCGACACUUCGUUUCGUAGCUAACAUUGAAACGAAAUGGUGGAAAAAUUUCGGUCUCUAAUAUUUCAAGCGGUAACUCAAAACUUCAAUAUUUAAAAUGACUUUUUCGUUAGCAUGUCAGUUACGUUUAAAGGAACCAAAAUUGUCUUGUUCUUGUUGACUCAUCAAACCCCAUUCGGAUAACAAACAAGAUCUUUUGGGACGGCUUGUCCGGUAAAAUACAGGCUUAUAUUAAACAAUAUUAUAUGAUUUCAAAACUUUCACCGCUUUAGUCUAUUGGACAGCAUUGCAGUUUUUAUCGAGAAGUCAGUGUUCUGUCCUUUUCCAAACAUAGUUAAACAUUUUGAAAACUAAGAAAUUGGGUGAUUUACAUAAUGGUUUCGAAUGAAAGUCUGAAAAUAGGGUAUAAUUGUUGAUGUCCAAAAUAAUAGCCUUGUAAAACAGUAAGUAAGUGUGUACAGUAACGAAACAAUAAUCCUUAGAACCGAAGUUUGAGACAAAGUAGAUAUAGCGAUGGCUAUCAUGAAAAUGUAUGGAGAUUAAUUGUUUAAUUAUUCUCCAUAAUUAUAUUUAGCUACCAAUAGAUAAUACAUAAUAAUUAUACAUUCCGAUCAAAAAUCUUGACCCUCUUUUUUACCCGACAUUAAAAAAGGUAUUUGUAAAUUGUAGUUUUUAAAAUAUUUCUGCCUUUAGGACUCUGUGCCCUUGUACGAGUUUGCUUUACGCUUAAAGUAAUCGAAACGAGAGCGCGUUCGGCGCUCUGAUUGGUUGGUUCAUUCGCAUCGGCCAAUCAGAGCGUCGUACUAAGGGUUACUGAUUGUUCUUAUUGCUACCUUCUGACAUUUGCUUCAGUGGAUUACUGUUCUUUUUAUUCUGUGUGUACUACUUUUCUUUAUUGUGUGAAGAUUUUAAAAAGGUUUUGUAACACAUUAUGUCUCUUAUUCUACGUAGUUAUUAUAUAUUUAAUUUUAUCUGAUUUGUUAAUGUUUACCAAGGUAAAUCAAAGUGAAUUCCCAUUUUAUGAAUCCCUUUAGAAAUAUGUACAUUGGAUCCUAGGUAAAUCUUAAUCAAGAUGAAUUGUAGCUAUGUGAUAAUUGUGAAAGUUUACUAUCAGUAUUGCUUUGAAAUUUUAUUAUUCACGAUGAUAAUGCCUUUAUACAAAGGUUGGUUAUGUAAUCAAUUGUUUCAUUUCUUAUAAUAUUAAGUUUUUCGAUAUAUGUAAGUAUAUUUAUAUAUAUUGUUCUAAUGAAUUAGUGCUAACUCUUUAAAUAUGUAGACCACAAUUAUACAUUACUAUUACAAUAAAAUACAACAAUUUUA
Messenger RNA from Spodoptera frugiperda (fall armyworm), 5048 nucleotides. RefSeq lists its product as uncharacterized. The record is from RefSeq and is a predicted model, not a curated record. The coding region runs from base 2496 to 3128 and encodes 210 amino acids. Lineage: Eukaryota; Metazoa; Arthropoda; Insecta; Lepidoptera; Noctuidae. The transcript has 8 exons.